Molecule: messenger RNA, 2382 nt
Organism: Chanos chanos (milkfish)
Lineage: Eukaryota; Metazoa; Chordata; Actinopteri; Gonorynchiformes; Chanidae
Gene: bmal1b
Product: basic helix-loop-helix ARNT like 1b
Exons: 20
Coding region: 193-2097 (634 amino acids)
Biological process (GO): regulation of DNA-templated transcription
Cellular component (GO): cytoplasm; transcription regulator complex; nucleus
Molecular function (GO): DNA-binding transcription factor activity; protein dimerization activity
Source: RefSeq, a predicted model, not a curated record
GUUGAAUAUGGACUUUCUACUGCGGUCCAUUUUCGACUGAACAUAUAUGUGCAUUUCUGUCUCUUUCAUGUCUUGUGCCUGUCCUGGUGUUUCUGGACCUGAAGGACAACAAAAAACUCAAGUUUGGUCUCCUUUGAGACCAAGUGUUCUGAAAGACUUCUUCAUGAGAUGAUCUGAAAACCAACAGCCCUCAUGAGUAUUUGUGAUGAUCUAAUGGCAGACCAAAGAAUGGACAUCUCAUCAACAAUGAAUGAGUUCAUGUCUCCCAGCUCUACAGACCUAAUCAGCAGCUCCAUCAACACCCCAGGCAUGGACUACACUCGUAAAAGGAAAGGCAGCUCCACAGACUACCAAAUGGAUGGAUUUACUUUUGAGGAUGGUGUAGACUCAGACAAGGAUAAACAACUUGGAAGGGACUGUGCUGAUCAGCAAGGUCGCAUAAAGAAUGCCAGGGAGGCUCACAGUCAGAUUGAGAAGAGACGCAGGGACAAAAUGAACAGCUUCAUAGAUGAGCUGGCCUCAUUAGUGCCUACUUGCAACGCCAUGUCCCGUAAACUAGAUAAACUCACCGUGUUACGCAUGGCAGUCCAGCACAUGAAAACAUUACGAGGUGCUGCUAAUCCUUACACUGAAGCUAACUACAAACCGGCCUUCCUGUCAGAUGAUGAACUGAAGCACUUAAUAUUAAGGGCUGCUGAUGGAUUUCUUUUCGUGGUUGGCUGUGAUCGGGGAAAGAUUCUUUUUGUUUCAGAGUCCGUUUACAAAAUCCUCAACUACAGCCAAAAUGACCUAAUUGGCCAGAGUUUGUUUGAUUACUUACAUCCUAAAGACAUUGCCAAAGUCAAAGAGCAGCUGUCCUCAUCUGACACAACACCACGGGAGCGACUCAUUGAUGCCAAAACUGGUCUGCCAGUGAAGACAGACAUCACACCCGGACCCUCUAGACUCUGCUCAGGGGCCAGACGCUCUUUUUUCUGCAGAAUGAAGUGCAAUCGGCCGCUGGUCAAAAUGGAGGAUAAAGAUAUCCCAUCUACAUGCUCCAAAAAAAAAGCUGACCGGAAGAGCUUUUGCACCAUUCACAGCACUGGUUAUCUGAAGAGCUGGCCUCCCACAAAGAUGGGCUUGGAUGAAGAUAAUGAACCAGACAAUGAAGGUUGCAACCUCAGCUGCUUGGUAGCCAUUGGCCGACUUCACCCGCAUAUUGUCCCCCAACCUAUGAGUGGGGAUAUUCGUGUUAAACCCACUGAAUAUGUCUCUCGUCACGCUAUCGAUGGGAAGUUUGUCUUUGUGGACCAGAGGGCCACUGCCAUUCUGGCUUAUCUGCCCCAAGAACUUCUUGGGACUUCUUUUUAUGAAUAUUUUCAUCAGGAUGACAUCGGACAUCUCGCUGAAUGCCACAGACAAGUACUACAAAUGAGAGAAAAAAUCAACACUAAUUUUUAUAAGUUUAAGAUCAAAGAUGGCUCUUUCAUCACUCUGAGAAGUCGUUGGUUCAGUUUCAUGAACCCUUGGACAAAAGAAGUCGAGUACAUUGUUUCUACGAACACUGUUGUCUCAGGCAGUAUGCUUGAGGGAGCAGACCCCAGCUAUCCACAACUAGCUUCCUCCCCCCAGAGCAUGGACAGUGUCCUCACAGCUGGUGAUGGGAAGAGGGCUCUUCAGACAGUGCCUGGAAUUCCUGGAGGGACAAGAGCUGGUGCGGGGAAGAUUGGCCGCAUGAUUGCAGAGGAGGUGAUGGAGAUCCAGAGGAUAAGGGGAUCAUCGCCGUCCAGCUGUGGCUCCAGCCCUCUAAAUAUCACUAAUAGCACUCCACCUCCAGAUACUCCCUCUCCUGGGGGCAAGAAGAUCCAGAAUGGAGGUACUCCAGACAUUCCUUCAGCAGGGAUGGUAUCAAGCCAGGACUCAACUGGAUACCCAUAUUCAAACAACUCCAUUUUAAGUGAUAAUUCCCACAUUGGCAUUGACAUAAUGGAUGAACCUGGCUCCAGCAGCCCGAGCAAUGAUGAAGCUGCCAUGGCAGUCAUAAUGAGUCUGUUGGAGGCUGAUGCUGGACUUGGGGGACCAGUGGACUUCAGUGACCUCCCUUGGCCUCUGUGAAAGCCUCCAAGCGCUGCCCACUAACCUCAAUAAGAUAGUGGGGUGCCCAGUUGAGAAUGGAACAGACAUUUUAACCAUGUGCCUGUCUGUCACUUGUGACAGAGUGAUAUCAACAGGACAUUUAGCAAUUGUUCUCAAGUGAUGACAGCUAACAUUGGGCCUAAUGGGACUUUGGAAUAGAAGACCACAUACACUGGUCUCUAUCAAAAGAUGACAAUCUCCAUCCAUAGAAAACCACAAAAAGUUCCAGUUUUUCAGGAUUUUACAAGAGUUAUGUAAUCACAC